Molecule: messenger RNA, 369 nt
Organism: Uranotaenia lowii
Lineage: Eukaryota; Metazoa; Arthropoda; Insecta; Diptera; Culicidae
Product: sulfur globule protein CV1-like
Exons: 2
Coding region: 1-369 (122 amino acids)
Source: RefSeq, a predicted model, not a curated record
AUGAAAGUUCUGGUGAUUUUCUCCAUGGCUCUGGCUGCUGUCUGUGGUCAGUACACGGGAUUCCCAGGUUCAUGGCCCGGUGCCAAUGGAUGGAAUGGUGAUAUCUGGAACCAGAACAUCUUCAACGGCUUCGGCAGCCCCAACGGCAGUCCCCUCGGUUGGAAUGGAUGGAACGAUUGGAAUGGGGCCGGAGUGUCCGCUUACGGGGCUGGUUAUGGUCCUUAUGGAGCAAAUGCCUAUGGUGCCAAUCCGUGGAACUAUGGACGGGCUGCUCCUUGGGGAACGCCUUACGGAAACUACGGGUGGAACUACAACAACUACGUUCGGAUGCCAAAUGCACUGCUUGCAAAGCGAGAGGCUAAAGAAUAA